AUGACUGAGUCUUACUUCAGGCAACCUGGAAAUUUCACCGCUGUGUUGUUCCACCAGCCAACUAUGGCCACAGUUAUAGAGGACUCAGUCGGUAAUCCGACAAAUAUUUACACCUAUGUGGCGAUAUUUUUCAGCCUGCUGGUCCUUUUGCUUGUUGUCGUGGUCAUUGUGCUCUACAGAUUAAAGCAUGUCAUUGUUCCUGUCUCUUCAUCCGUGGAUAAUGUCAGCAAGGCAGAUGUUUUCACCAGCGUGCAAGUCGGUGGUUUUUAG
Hypanus sabinus (Atlantic stingray) is the source of this 270-nucleotide messenger RNA. Its product is annotated as serine-rich and transmembrane domain-containing 2. Lineage: Eukaryota; Metazoa; Chordata; Chondrichthyes; Myliobatiformes; Dasyatidae. Gene Ontology annotation, cellular component: intracellular membrane-bounded organelle. Bases 1 to 270 code for a protein of 89 amino acids. The transcript has a single exon. The record is from RefSeq and is a predicted model, not a curated record.